Penicillium malachiteum is the source of this 234-nucleotide messenger RNA. RefSeq lists its product as uncharacterized. Bases 1 to 234 code for a protein of 77 amino acids. The transcript is spliced from 2 exons. The record is from RefSeq and is a predicted model, not a curated record. Lineage: Eukaryota; Fungi; Ascomycota; Eurotiomycetes; Eurotiales; Aspergillaceae.
AUGUCCGCAAUGAAAAAUGCACCCGAGGCUCCAAACGAGGAUCUAUUGUUGGCAGUCGUUCCUCAGGAGUCAUGGUGGAGAAGCUCUAAUCUUCGUCGCUUGAACUUUUGUGUUCUCUCACUGGCUCUUUACUCAUCUUCGAGCGGAUACGAUGGAUCGUUAGUGAAUGGCUUGGAGGCCCUGGAUAGCUGGACCGAGUUUAUGGAAAACCCUUACUGGGGCUUCUGCAGAUGA